Molecule: messenger RNA, 678 nt
Organism: Daucus carota subsp. sativus
Lineage: Eukaryota; Viridiplantae; Streptophyta; Magnoliopsida; Apiales; Apiaceae
Exons: 1
Coding region: 1-678 (225 amino acids)
Cellular component (GO): plasma membrane
Molecular function (GO): kinase inhibitor activity
Source: RefSeq, a predicted model, not a curated record
AUGGCAAAUCUUGUGCAGAAGAGCAAGGUGCAGGUCCCCGAGAAGGCGGUUCAGGAGAAUGAGUUCGAGUUUGAGCUGGUUACACCGGGAUCACCAGACUCGCCUGCUGACCAUUUGUUCUUGAAUGGCCGGCUUUUGCCUCAUGAUUUUCCCUGCCCACCAACCAAGUCUUUCAGCUUGAAUAGUACUACGCUUUCCAGGACAAUGAGCCGGACGAGCAGCGUUAGCAGCAAGGACUCACUAAUGUCGUCGAGGAGUAAUAGUACGAAUAGCAGGAGCAGCAGCAGUAGCUGCAGCACUAGUGCUAGAACAAGCACGAGUGAUGUUUCUGAGAGGAGAGUGUUGAUGAGUAGAUCCAGAAGUGCAAGGAAGAGACCGGAGGUGUAUGUUGCAAACAGGCCGAGUUUGAGCAAGCAAUAUGGGAGCUGGCAGUACGUUACUCAAACUCCAGCUUUGACUCGCAAGGUUUCACGUAAACACAAAGCAGACACGGAGAUUCAACAAGCGUCGAAGAGGAAGAAGCAAGGUGGUAAGGCUAAGCAGCAAGCCGGUAAGGGAAAGCGAAUUGCAGGCUUUUUCUGGAGAUUUUUCAGCUGGUUUGUUUCAACCUGCAAUGAAUGUCAUGCCAUAAAUCCAUCAAAAAGGGAGACUGUCCUUCAAGGGGGUAUUAACUCGUAG